This is a messenger RNA of Serpula lacrymans var. lacrymans S7.9, 731 nucleotides long. RefSeq lists its product as uncharacterized. Lineage: Eukaryota; Fungi; Basidiomycota; Agaricomycetes; Boletales; Serpulaceae. Bases 20 to 454 code for a protein of 144 amino acids. The record is from RefSeq and is a predicted model, not a curated record. The transcript has 5 exons.
UGGGCGCGGGAUGACAAGUAUGACAGAAGAGGAGAUAGAGACGGAGAGAAAAGACAUUGUGGAACGAUUUGGCACUGGCGUUGGUGAUUUACUCAAGACUGUCGAGGAGGCUAUGGAACGAAGGUUGCAGGGGCAGCUUCAAGGCUUUUCGCCCUUUGAAUCAUUAAGUUUGCGCUUGCCAUACCUAAAUUUAUCGAUACAACUUCGAUGGGCUCCUCGCAAACACCCUCUAUACGAUAUUAAGGAGCCACAUGCUAUACUCUUGAGUCACUUGACAAGCAGCAUUCGUCCACCCAGCAGGAGUCGUCGGUUAAGCCUCUUACCCAUUCUCUCUCUCUCCUCCAUCCCCAGAUCCAGAUACGUCAAAUGGACAUUAUCUCGCUUGGUACCUGGAAAGGAAGAUACUGACUUAGCUACCAUCCGAUUCGAGGGAGAGAAUGUUCUCUGUAUCUAGCCCGCUCAAUUUUCAGCUUUUACGAUAAUAAACAUACCCGUGUAAUACGCCAACUUACGCCUAGGUCUGUCUUGCGCUACGCUUCGUGAGCAUCCUCAAUGUUUAGCAAUGAUCUUACAUUGGCGGUGUCUGUAACGCCCCGCUGCGAUGAUACACUGAAAUAUGGUCUUAGGGUACGCAACAUAGAUCUAAACCGGGGAUUAUGUUCAGUUGUGCGCUGAAAAUAUCUCUACUCCAAAGAUCCAUCUGAUUCUCCCCUGGAUCUUGAUUGUAGCUG